CAAUGCACAACUGAAGGAGAAGUUGGAUGCCCUUCAAUGCCAUUUCACCUGGCACUUGGACAUAACAGGCCAUACUGAACCUACACACGUCCUGCAGAAGCUGGCUGUUGAAAUCAAGCACACAGCCCACCAAAACCAGGCAGCACUCUUGGGGCUGCAGGCAUACCUAUACCAGCUGAAAGGCCAGAGCAGAGCAGCUCUGCAAAGCCUUAAAGAUGCUGAAGAGCAUGAGACACAAGACGAGCAGCAGGCAUCUGCUGCUAGUUCUCUGAUUAUCUAUGGGAAUUAUGCUUGGAUUCACUACCUUCAGGCCUCUUAUCAGGAGGCUGAAAGCUAUCUGGAGCUAAUUCAGCAGCUCUGCCCAACUCCUUGGGACACACAGCUGAUCCCAUACAUCCAGGCCCAGAAAGGCUGGUCCCUCUUGGCUAUCAGAGUCCGUAAUGGGGAACGGGCAAGAGAGUGCUUUGAGGUGGCGCUGAUGCGUGAACCAGGGAACAGAUUUUUCCGUGCUGGGCUCGGAAUAGCUCUUUAUUUCUCCUGGAUUUACUUCUGGUAUCCUGAUAUUCAAAGAAAAGCCAUAACCCAAUUGGAAAGAACAGUCCUUGAGCAGCCAAAUAACUACAGAGCCAAAGUAUACUUAGCCAGGCUCCUCGAACAAGUGGAUCGAGAAAGAUCAAUUGGCUUGAUAGAAGAGAGUACAGAGAAAAGCUCUGAUCCUGAAGUCCUCAGAGUUUCAGCUCUGUUCUGGCUGCAACGGUCUACAGAGCGAGCAAUUGAGAUAUUGCAGCAAGCCCUGCAGCAGAAUCCAGGUUACCACCUUCUCUACCAAGUCUUGGCCAGGUGCUACAAGAUACAAUGGAUUAAUGCAAAGAACAAAGACAAGAAUAAUAUAUUGGAUGCAGCCAUCAAGGACCUCCAGCAAAUUCUUCAGAAACAUCCAGACCUUGACCUCGUGUUUGUAGAGCUGCAAUUAGCAGAGUUCUAUGGUGAAAGAGACCCAGCCCAGGAGGAGAAGAUCUACAAGGAGCUGCAGGACAGAAAGGAUAACCUAAGCCCCAAAAGUCAUCAAGCCCUUAAUCUCUACUGGGGAAAUUUCUUCCUCUACAAGAAGAAGUCUCUUGAGGAGGCGAAAGCAAAGUUUAUGGAUGGCUACAAAAUUCCCAUGCUGACAGAAGUGAGGAAGCAGUGUGCGCAGAAGCUGACAAAGAUGGCAUGGUGCCACAGCGAUGCUGCUGCUGAUAUCUACCACUUCAUCAGAGAGACCGACCGCUGCCUGCCCACAGAAUUUAGUGGAACUUAUCUAGACUGA
Molecule: messenger RNA, 1309 nt
Organism: Opisthocomus hoazin
Lineage: Eukaryota; Metazoa; Chordata; Aves; Opisthocomiformes; Opisthocomidae
Product: interferon-induced protein with tetratricopeptide repeats 2-like
Biological process (GO): defense response to virus
Cellular component (GO): cytosol
Molecular function (GO): protein binding
Source: RefSeq, a predicted model, not a curated record